Messenger RNA from Dryobates pubescens (Downy woodpecker), 560 nucleotides. It is a transcript of the gene MICOS13, whose product is annotated as mitochondrial contact site and cristae organizing system subunit 13. Gene Ontology annotation, cellular component: mitochondrial crista junction; MICOS complex. Gene Ontology annotation, biological process: cristae formation. Lineage: Eukaryota; Metazoa; Chordata; Aves; Piciformes; Picidae. The record is from RefSeq and is a predicted model, not a curated record. The transcript is spliced from 4 exons. The coding region runs from base 90 to 425 and encodes 111 amino acids.
AGGCGGAGCCUGGCUGGAGAGGGCGGAGCCAGGGCCGCGCUGCCGGACGAGAGUGGCUCCCGAAGGCCCCCGCGGCAGCCGCCGCAGCCAUGGCCGCCAGGCUCUUCCCUGUCGUCAAGUUUGUCAUCAAAGGAGGCCUGGCUGGAGCUGCUGUGUAUGUGGCAUAUGAUCAGGGGCUGCUGGGCAGCGGCACACAAGGUGCAGAAGCCCUCAGGAAAGCUCAGGAAGCACUGCCUCCAGCUAUCCAGGAGUGGACAAGUUACGUAGGCUGGGAGCUCCCACCCAUUCCAAAAAUUGACUUUUCCCCCUCUGAUUCGUGGAAUAAAGGAGUGCAGACAGUUAUAUCUGCCUUGUCUGUAGCUCCCACCAGGGCCUGUGAGUACACUGUGGAAGGCUGGAAGUAUGUGAAGGACCUUGUCAAAUGAAAACGUUCUCCAGGGCCCGUGGCGCUCUCCAUCCUGAGUUGUCUUUGGGAUAAGGGAGAGUCCAGCCCCCUAGAAUGCAGCUCAGCCAUGCAAGGGCUACAAUAAAGGACUUUGGAACUUCCAGUUGUAUUUGGG